AUUCAUUUUCUGAUCAUUCAGAGCGUUAGUAAAAAGACAACACUUCAAUCACUGCGAGUAGUAUCACUGGCAAAAUCUUAUUUUUAGGAAAAUCAGAAAUGAAUUUAAUGUCAUUGAUAUUGUCAACCGUAGCGUUGCUGGUUCAGAAAUAUGCCGACUACGACAGAGAAACGGACUAUAAAAACACACUUUCUGAGCUGAGUGAAGACCUGAACGUUCCAAGAAUCGCGACGUAUGAUUUCAUUGUCGUUGGUGGUGGUACGGCUGGUUCUCUGAUUGCCGGUAGGCUUUCGGAAAAAUUUAAUGUAUUGCUAUUAGAGAGUGGGGGAAAUCCGGUUCCUACUACAGCAAACCCAUUCCUGAAUGCCUAUGUAUCUACGCAUCCAGCCAUAAACAACAUAUUCUCGUCAGUACCACAGCAUCAUUUUAAUCAAGAGGAUGGAGGGAUAGUCAAAAGUCACACUGGUCGAAUGCUGGGCGGUUCUGGUUCUCAUAACGGUAAUUUUUACAACAGAGGAUCUCCGUGCGACUACAAUAAUUUUGCGAAUAUAACUGGUGAUGACUUGUGGUCCUACAAAUAUGCAUUGAAACACUUCCAGAAUUUUGAACGGUUUAUUGGCAAGCUGGUAAAGGAAAACGAACGUGCAGCUUUCUAUAGCACUCGGGGACCGUUAACAGUAAACUCAGAAAUGCCACCAAUCAUAACAGCAUGGUUUCAAUCUGCUAAGGAACUCGGCUAUAACGUUUGCGAUCCGAAUGGAAAUCAAACGGAAGGAUUUACUCCAGUAGCUAUGUCUAUGAAAAACGGCGAGCGAGAAAGUACGUACACAGCCUUUGUGAAGCCAUACCGGAACUCACGUAAAAGAUUAACUGUUCUAACAUAUUCAGACGUUGAUCAGGUUCUUAUCAAUUCGGACAAAGUAGCUUACGGUGUGCUUUAUCGACGCCAUGGAAUUAUUCAAAUCGCUCAUGCAUCCAAAGAAGUAAUCGUAAGUGCUGGUACAAUCUCGUCACCAAUGCUUCUGAUAAAGUCAGGAAUCGGACCGAAAGACAUUUUGGACAAAGCUGAGAUUCCAGUUUUAAGUGACCUUAAAGGUGUUGGGAAAAACUUCCGGGAUCAUGGAGCAGUAAUACUACGCUUUACUGUCAACAACCCGGACACUACUCUAUUACAACGACUGGAUGAGGACGAUGUGCAAAAGGAAAUUAAGAAAUACCACGAAACUAACCGGAAAGGAUUCUUGACUAGAAUGGAUGUUGGACCACAAGCAUUUAUUGUUUCAUCAAGAGCUAAGGCAGAUGGGCAAAACCAUUGGCCAGAUCUUCAAAUCGUUUUUGUUCAGCAACCUGUCGUGGGUAAGGGCGUACCACAGACAACAUCACUCCAAAUUAUUUUGAAUCGAAUGAAAUCGUCGGGCGAGAUCGGAUUCAACACUACAGCAUAUCUGAAUGGAGACAGAGAUGACUUGAAGUUAGCGCUGAUUGAUCAUCGUCUUUUCUCGGAUACUAGUGAUGCGGAUGUGUUGAUUGAAGGCAUAGAGCUCGGUCUUCAAAUCAUGGAAAAUACGACAUCGUUUCAGAAAAUGACUGUAGAAUAUACAGAAGCGUCUCCCGAACAAUGUCGUAGUCUCGCAUUUCGGUCGCAGGCGUAUUGGAAGUGUUAUGUCAAGCAGCGCGGCUACUCUUGGCUGCAUAUUGUUGGUACUUGCUCAAUGGGAUCGGGUGCAGAUCCAUUGGCAGUUGUCGAUUCCAGGCUUAGAGUUCGUGGAAUUCAACGCUUAAGAGUGGCUGAUGCCAGUGUCAUGCCCAGAACAACAAAUGCAAAUUUAAAUGCAGGAGUUAUGCUUGUUGCUGAGAAAGCGUCUAGAGAUAUUUUAGAUUCUUGGACGGCCACAUCGUCAGUGCCAUUUUAAAGAAAUACUUUUAUUUUGUAGAUUUUGUAGUUACAAUGCCAAUUACAGAAUCAUUCGAAAAUGUUACGCUUUCAAUAUUAGGUUUAAAACUG
Messenger RNA from Bradysia coprophila, 2005 nucleotides. RefSeq names its product L-sorbose 1-dehydrogenase-like. The record is from RefSeq and is a predicted model, not a curated record. Gene Ontology annotation, molecular function: flavin adenine dinucleotide binding; oxidoreductase activity, acting on CH-OH group of donors. NCBI's taxonomy places the organism in Eukaryota, Metazoa, Arthropoda, Insecta, Diptera, Sciaridae.